GUGGAGACGUGGCCGGUUGGGGUCUCGUGUCGGAGCGUCUGUCCGACAUCAGAGCGCGCUCAGGAGAGCCCAGCGGCGCCGCCGAGGGCAGCGCCUCCCGCAGGGCGGAGCUGGAAGGACUGGAGGGUUCGGCCCAGGCAGCGCUGGCCCGCCUCCAAGAGGAGCAACAGAGCCGUAAGCUGCGUCAGCAGAGCAGCAUCGAUGCCGAGGGCCACGCUCGCCGCCUGGAGACCACGCAGAUGACGCCGAUGACGCCGGCGGGCGUUGCCGGGGGCGACGCCUGGGAGCAGCUGGCGCCGAGCGCGGCCGCGCUGCGCAUCAAAGACCUGGACUUCUCCGACCUGCUGGAGGACGAAGACAUCGACGUCUUGGACAACAUGGACUCCUUUGACUCGUCUUCUUCUUCCUGUCGCGGUUUCCCCGGCAUCCCCCCCCCCCCCCCGCCUCUCCCGGGCCUCAGCGCCCCCCCUCCUCCUCCUCCUCCCCCGGCGCCAGCGUUCUCGCAGCAGAAGAAGAAGACCGUGAAGUUGUUCUGGAAGGAGCUGAAGCAGAACGACGCGGCUCCGCCGAAGUGCCGCUUCGGCCGCGGCACCGUUUGGGCGUCUCUGGACAAGGUUGCCGUGGAUACGUCCCGCCUCGAACACCUGUUUGAGUCCAAAGCCAAGGAGCUGGUCAUCGCCAAGGUGUAA
Molecule: messenger RNA, 689 nt
Organism: Perca flavescens (yellow perch)
Lineage: Eukaryota; Metazoa; Chordata; Actinopteri; Perciformes; Percidae
Product: FH1/FH2 domain-containing protein 1
Exons: 4
Biological process (GO): cortical actin cytoskeleton organization
Cellular component (GO): cytoplasm; cytoskeleton
Molecular function (GO): actin filament binding
Source: RefSeq, a predicted model, not a curated record